GUUUUUAUCCUGAUCCUGAUAUAAUCCCGAGGAUGUUUAAGUCAAGACAGGUUUCAGAUUACUAACAUGUCAAUAAUGGACUUUGAUCUGAGCUAAAAUCAUUGACUUUGGUGUUAACGUUGUCAGCUGCGCUCCCAUUCUUACUGCCUGUGGACAGAGUUGCAUUUGAUCAUCAUCGUAAUCAUUCAUUUUCAAUGACACGACUUGUGAUGUAAUUGCUGUGGGGUGGAGUUUUAGCUUUGUGAUCUUAGGAAUUUCAACUGAAGAUGUUUUCCACAGUUGUGUUGUACACAGUUGUACAGGGAAUUGAACCGACAGCAGCAGCAGCAGCAGCUGUGACACAUUAAUGUUCAAAUCCAUCCAGAGGAAACAGAAUAUAACAGAGGAUCAAACCUACUUCCUGUCAGAGCCAGAUUCAUUUCCUGUCACUUAGCCACAACUUUGAGCUAAGAAAGAGGAGUGAUGGGAAGCUGGGGUAAGGAGGGGGAGGCGGAGGUGACAGACCACAGCACAGUUUAGAACAGGAACAGCUCUAAACAGCACCUUAUAAAAGAAGGUGAAGUUUCUUUUAACUUUCCAAACAAACCUAAAGUGAAGACAAAAAACAAACAACCAACAGAAUCACAUUAACAUAGAAUGACAGCAGAGAGCACACCCUAGUGGGAGGAGGGGUUGGGUCAGGGCACGGGUCAAACAUCAGAGGAAGACUGAAACGUCAGCCGAACUCUUCUGCUGUCAGUGAUUAAAAAUACAAGAAUGAGGAGGAAACAUUUGCAACGUCACGGGUUUUUUUUUUCCGUCAUUGUUUGACAUAAUGAAACAUAAAACCGGUUCCACGGCUGAGACUGCCAGAAGAAACCUGCUGCUCCGGACCAGACCGACAACAAGCGGAGAUCAACGCUGCACCAGGUGAAACAUGGUCCGCCCCAGACAAGAGGCCCACAUUUCAACACAAGGCUUUGGUCCUGACAGGAAGUCAAACCGGUCACGUUUGGACAGAGACGACAAGAACAAAGAAAUCUGAAUCCCAACAGUCAAUGAUGACACCAGGAUAAUUCAGUCCACUUUUAACCAGAAACUACAGAUGAGGUGGAGACAGAGAACAGACAAACUAAAAAAAAACUUUUAGUUCUUUGGUCCAGACUUUAGACUUGAGAAAAUAAAUGUUAAAAUAAACAACAACAGGCCAAAAAUGUUUUGAUGUUGAAAAAGUGUUAGCCCAGAAUUUAUCCAGGUUCGGCAGAAAUAAACUAAAAUUUUAACAAUUAUUCCAAUAAAAGAAAAUGGGCAUGGGCAUCUAAAAUAAUUAACUGAAUAAAGUAAAAAAAAAAAAACAGUUAAAAAUAACACUUUAGUCCAGGGUUGUUUCUCUAACGACAGAAAAUGGAUCGAUUAAUAAAAGUUAAUAAUAAAUAGGUACUAUAUGAGUAUGACAUUAGCAGUUAAAUUAAUGAAUAAAUAAACUUAAUGACUCAGCACAGACAUAGGUCCCCGCCGACAAAACAGAAGGAGGGACAGAUAUGAGGAGUCCAGUUGUCAGUUUCUGGUCCCGCCCUCGGACCCUCGACCCCCCGGCCCAGGAGCGACACUCUUCGAAUAGUGGAGCUGCUGGCCACGUCUCAAAACCCUGCUGCGACACAUUAGCCUUGCUACAGCCGGAAUUAAACCGUUUUACAGCGGGAAUAAAACGUGUCUUGAAUCGGACUGUUCUGUUCUUCAGCGGGGAUCGGACUGAUUUUCUGCGGGGAUCGGACUCUUCUUCAGCGGUGAUCAGAGUGGUUCAGCUGCGGUCGGCGGCUGCGGUCUCCUAGCAGCGGUCGCAAACAAAAUCCACGAAGACCAAAGUAGAAGGUCCUUGGUCAAACACCCAGCACCAGGGCUGGGGAGCUGCUGUGAAGAUGCACUACAGAGUAAAACCCAGCACCAUGCUCAUGCUCCUGAUCCUGUCGGCGGUCACAGUGGUGGUGUUCAGAGGCCUGUACCUCCCCGUCUGGUCUUGCACCUCCCAACCCACCAACCAAAAGGUCCAUGUCCUGCUGCUGUCCUCCUGGCGAUCGGGCUCCUCCUUCCUGGGUCAGGCCUUCAACCAGCACCCAAACGUCUUCUACCUGAUGGAGCCCGGUUGGCACCUCUGGACCACCAUGCAGAAACCAGGCAUGCGCUCAAUGAAGAUGGCACUGAGGGAUCUGAUGAGGAACCUGUUCCUCUGCGACUUCUCCGUCAUGGACUCCUACCUUCCGGACCAGCGUAACAUUUCCUCCUUGUUCAUGUGGAGUCACAGCCGAGCGCUGUGUUCUCCUCCAGUCUGUUCUCUCACCCCACGAGACCAGUUCAGCAACCAGACGCUUUGUGACAAGAAGUGUGAUUCACGGGGUCUAGAGAAGGUCCAGGAGGCCUGCACCACCUACAGUCACGUGGUCUUAAAAGAAGUCCGGUUCUUUGAGCUGGAAUCUCUUUAUCCACUUUUCCAGGACCCCAGUCUGGAUCUCCGAAUCAUCCACCUGAUCCGAGACCCCAGGGCUGUGGAGCGCUCCAGGGAGGAGUCCAUCAACUCCUUCUUGAAGGACAGCGCUAUCGUCUUGGAACAGAAGAGCAUACCCAGAGCUGAGAUCGAGCUCCUCGUCAUGCAGGAGAUUUGUCGUAGCCACACACGAAUCUUUGAAAGGGCUAUGCAGAAACCCCCCCCAUUUCUGAAAGGUCGCUACAAGAUGGUUCGCUAUGAGGACUUGGCACGAAACCCUCUGGAAGAACUGACCGCCCUUUAUGACUUCAUUGGUCUGGAGAUGACGCCCAAGCUAGAAGAGUGGAUCUACAGGGUUACCCACGGAAAAGACAGGCGCAGCGUCAAAGACGCUUUUACGAUCACCUCACGAAACGCCAUGAGCAUGUCGGAGGCCUGGCGCACCAAGCUGUCACACAGCAAGGUCAAACGAAUCCAACAGGUGUGUAGAGGAGCCAUGUCAUUGAUCGGGUACAGAACUGUGGACAGCGACGCAGAACAGAAGAGGCUGGACAUAGAUCUGCUGGUGCCACGAGAGCCGUACCAGUUCAGCUGGUUACCCUCAAAAGCAGAAGAGACAGAGGAGCCGAAGAAGAAUUAGUCACAUGGUCAUCCGAGGACCAGACUGGGUGGGAACUCAAAGAACAGACUCUGAGCUGAACGCUUGCUGCACACACACGUAACACAAUAAUUAGUACUUAUCAGUGACUGAGUGACGACGUGUCGAUACAGACACGGAACUUCCGCUUUCUAAUGGAACUUUUUCAAGACAAUCCUGAGGCUAAGGAGAAGCCACCACUGUCAUAUGUCACAGGGACAGGAAGUUUGAUCUCUAGUCUGUCUGGAGAGUAGAUGAAUGCAAAUGUCAUUUCCUAACUUCAACACUUGGGGUCCAGUGUGUAAGAUGCACUGAGGUCUGGCACAGACGCAUUACAGGAUGUAGAACUCCAAAAAAAAAAGGAUUUAUUAAUGUAUUAAUUCAUUAACUGCAGUGGAAAUCACUUGUUGGCUGUGAGGUUACACACUGGACAAACGCAUGAGAAAAAAAUAACACUUGAAUUCAAUCUGGUUAAACCUGGUUAAACCUUAGCACCAAGACGUGUUUACUGGUCCAAAAACUAUUUCAAAUCGUUUCCUGUGGAAGCGAUCAAUUUAAAAUUAAAUAUUUAACGUAUUAUUUUAUUACCAGUGUUUAUUUAUGGUACGGGCAUGUUGUCAAAAAUAAUUUAAAAAGAUCUUAUCACUGUCACUGUUUACCAACUGAAGUUACUGUAAACACUCUGGAGGUGCCCCUGGUGGCUGACUGAUUAAAAAACCUCACUUCCCACCUUCAAAAAAGCACUGUUGUUAUAGUCUGUCUGUAGAGGGACAUGAUUGACAGCUACAAGAGGAGGACAGAGGUCACUCUGUGUGUGUGUGUGUGUGUGUGUGUGCGUGCGUGUGUGUGUGUAUGAAGGUCAUGCUUCAGUUUUCACUGUGUAGUGACAGUGUUAUCAAACCAACUUUUAUUAAUUAUUACAAAUUACUACACCAAUAUCUUAAAACAACAGUAGACCAGAAGCUGCUGGUCCACCGCUGCCUUCUGUGGUCAGUGUGUGUCACUAAGGUAAAUCUAAUUUUAAUUAUAGUUUUAUUAAAUAGCUUUUUUUUCCAGAAACGUGUACUACCUUUUUAAACUUGCUAAAUUCAUGUUGAUGACUGAAUCAAUGAACGGACGUCCAGGAAAAUAUCAUGAACUGAAAUGUUAGAUGUCAUCGCUAUCCACAGCUCAGAACAAACUCACAGUACGAGGACAGAUAUAUUUAUUUUAUUACAAGGACUGUUGAAGCUAACGUUAGCUCUGGUGUCUGUAAAUGUCAUUUUUCUGACACUUUAUAUGUCUUAAACUAAAUGAUCUGAAUUUACACCCCAGCUCUAAAACUAUGAUGAUAUUUAUUCACCAGCUUGAGCCCACUGAUGAAGGAAAUGUGUCAGAACACUGAACACGAGUCCCUGUUCAAUAUGAAAUAUCGUGUAUGUAUAAUAAACUUACACCCGUGCCUUUGAGCUGACAGCUCUGUUAGUUUAGCUUUUAAUCUGAAGGAGAGUUUACUUUAAAGGAGGUACUAAUGAAUGCAAAUAAACCUUUUCUGUGACACUA
This is a messenger RNA of Cynoglossus semilaevis (tongue sole), 4640 nucleotides long. RefSeq names its product carbohydrate sulfotransferase 6 (gene chst6). The record is from RefSeq and is a predicted model, not a curated record. Gene Ontology annotation, biological process: carbohydrate metabolic process; N-acetylglucosamine metabolic process; sulfur compound metabolic process. Gene Ontology annotation, cellular component: Golgi membrane. Gene Ontology annotation, molecular function: N-acetylglucosamine 6-O-sulfotransferase activity. The coding region runs from base 1899 to 3101 and encodes 400 amino acids. NCBI's taxonomy places the organism in Eukaryota, Metazoa, Chordata, Actinopteri, Pleuronectiformes, Cynoglossidae. The transcript is spliced from 2 exons.